AUGAGCAAAACACGGGUACGAGACGGGGGAGUCGUCCCUCAUGAUGCCCCCUUCAUCGUCGAAGCGUUCGACUCGACAAUCCCGCACCUCGCGGCGAUCGGCAGCGGCGAGAUGUGGGGGUCACUCUUCAGCGAGAAAGAGGGGUUUGUCGAGGAGACGGCCGACGACGUCAAGAAGUCGGAAGCGUACCGCACCACCGAAGAAGGAGAAGCCCUACGGAUCUUCGUCGCCGAGGUCGACGUCGAGCCAGCGGUAGCACCAUUCCCCCACAGUGCCGCGGAGUGUCCCGGCCUUCGCUACCGGACGGUCGACGAUGGGACGCGCAUGCUAUCAGUCGGGGCGGCCUUCAUUCGCGACAAUUGGCUCCCCGGACAUGUCGAGUCUCAGUUCCAUGUGGACGCCAUCCGAGCCGAGCUGGAAGGGAAAGCCGGGUUCGUGUAUAUCGAUGUGCUGGUCUCGGAUUUCAGAACAGGGCAUCACCGCAAGGGAGCAGGGGAGGCGCUUCUGAGGCGAGCAGUGGAAUACGGGCUUGAGAAGGGGAUGAAGGCGCUCUACGUCGAUGCGUGGGCUGGGAAUGAGGAGAAGUUGGUCAGGUGA
Molecule: messenger RNA, 597 nt
Organism: Colletotrichum higginsianum IMI 349063
Lineage: Eukaryota; Fungi; Ascomycota; Sordariomycetes; Glomerellales; Glomerellaceae
Product: Acetyltransferase
Exons: 1
Coding region: 1-597 (198 amino acids)
Source: RefSeq, a predicted model, not a curated record